CAGCUCUGAUUGGCUUAGAGGAUAAUGGCCCCGCCCAUCACAGGCGCCCCAACCCGGAAAAGGGAAUCUAUUCUUUAGGGGUAAAAGUCUGGAUUCUUGAAGCAGCGGUGGAGGAUUAUUGAUCCUGUUCCUGUGCUCCUACUUUGGUGGAGACCUGAAGGUAUGGGACAUGGCAACAACUGAGGCGCAGUGGAUGUUGAGCGUGGGUUUAAUUGAGAAAGAUGUGAACGGAGACACGCUGUGGGUAUGGUGUUACCCGUCCGUGGGUUCUGAUCUGAGGCAGGUUUUGCUGAGGAAGUGCUGCCUGACCCAGGAGAGCCGACAUUUCAGAACCUUUGUGUUUGGUCAGUACAGCCGCAGCUGGUACUACAUCAGCACAGUGGAGGUUCAGGAGCCCACAGCUCUAACCAAGGUGACCCAUUUCUCUAUUGUUGUUACAUCAAAAGAUUUCAACCCUGAGAAAUAUGCCGCUCUCAGCAGAAUACUCUGCAGGAUGUACAUCAAACAUGGCAGUCCCGUAAAGAUGAUGGAGGCGUACAUCGCCGUUCUGACCAAAGGAGUCUGCCAGAGCGACGAAAACGGCUCCUUCCUCAUUAAGGACUACGAUGUUCGUAAAGCUUACCUGGCGGGUUCAGUCAAAGAUGUUGUGUCUCAGUUUGGAAUGGAGACCAUCAUCCUGUAUACAGCCCUGAUGCUGAAGAAGAGGAUUGUAGUCCAUCAUCCUCGGAUCGAGGCCCUGUUGGAGUUUACCAGAGCUCUGCCAGCACUGGUGUGGCACAGAAAAGACUGGUCCAUCCUUCACCCGUACGUUCAUCUGGCGGAGGUGGAGCUGGAGGAUCUGAAGACAUGUCCCGGAUACGUGGCAGGAUUUGUAGAUCCAGAAGUGAGCAAUAGAUCCGACUUGUUUGACGUUUUCGUGAGUCUUCCAGAUAGUGUCAUCACUGUGUCCCAGAGUGCCAAAGAUGCCAUGGCUAUGGGGAAGUUGCACAAAGACAUCGGUCACGUUAUCGUCCAAUCUGCAGAAGAUUCUGAAGGAUCUGACAGUCAGGUCAUUAAGGACAUUUCUACAAAGACAAAAGAAGUUCUUGCCACCCUGGUAGCACUAGCCAGUGAGUGUGAAGACUCCAAGGUCACGCUGGAAGCCUUGAAGCAGCAUCAUUUCCCCCCCGCCACAGAGAACUUCCUCUUUCAUUUAGCAGCAGCAGAGCAACUUCUGCGGAUUUGAUCCUGAGAUGCUGCCGACUCAAUGAGAGCGUCAGGAGCAGCAGCUUUUAACUUAAAGAGAAGUUUUAACCUUUUAUUUGUUGCUACAGAUCCAGCUGGAAAACCUCCAUGUUCCCUGCAUGUUUUCAUGCUCCACGAUCAUCAAACCUUCACUGAAGACGUGCAUCACACGUGACCAGCAUUCACUGCAAUAUUGGGUUAGUGGUUAGAAACCGUGUGGCUCUGAUCAGAAAUGCACAAAAUGUUUUUUGUAACAAUUUUAUAUUUUCCUAACGGCAUCAGAGCCACAAAAGUCUUUAGGCCACUGAGACGCAGCUUUUAACAAAUGUCUAAAUCGGAUCGAUGCUCUUUGAUUCUGUUUUAUUGCAGUGUAGUAAACAGAAACUUUUAGUGAUGACUGUGACGGUUGUUGUUGAAUCCGUUUCUGGUAAGAGGCUCAUAUUUUGUAUUAGUCCACAGCUCAAUAAAGUUUCUAUGAUCA
Molecule: messenger RNA, 1705 nt
Organism: Oryzias melastigma (Indian medaka)
Lineage: Eukaryota; Metazoa; Chordata; Actinopteri; Beloniformes; Adrianichthyidae
Gene: dennd10
Product: DENN domain containing 10
Exons: 10
Coding region: 170-1225 (351 amino acids)
Biological process (GO): protein transport; regulation of early endosome to late endosome transport
Cellular component (GO): late endosome
Molecular function (GO): small GTPase binding; guanyl-nucleotide exchange factor activity
Source: RefSeq, a predicted model, not a curated record